AUGCUUACCUGGCAAGAGAGUGUUUCUCUCCGGUGGGAGGGGAACCAUAACGAGUCGGACACAGUUCUGGAAAGAAUCUUCUGCCAGCUUCCUGAGGUCCCAGAGACGGACCCGGAUAUAAGAUUGCAUUGUGCGUAUGGUCGCUUAGUCUUCUCACGGGCGGAAAACGCGUUAAUGCGGAAUGACUUCGUUCAAGCAUGGCAAUACGUGGACCGCUGGGAGAAGAGAAGCGACCCUCCAUCAAUUAUGGAGAUCAAAUUGAUCCGACUCUUCAAUACUGUCUUCGGGAGAAUAGCCAGAUACACAGGAAGGUUCUUGUAUGCUCGAGAAUCCUUUGAGCGUUGCCUACGUGACGGGGAUCCCAGUUACCGCCAUAUUCAAUUUCACCUUGCUGACAUCUACUGUGAGUUGGGAUGUGCCGAGCUGGCGAAAGAUCUACUCCUAGGUGACGUGGAACGGCUAAGGCACACGCAAAGCCAGCGAUUGAAAGCAUUCAGGCGCCUAGCACUGCCGCUAGCGGAGGCUCACAUCAAUUUAAGAGAGCUUAACACGGCAAGAUACACCCUGGAGGAGGUACUCCAGGUUUAUGAGAGCAUGAAGCACCAUGACGUGACCGACCAACUCGGCCAUGUUCGCACACUCAUUAGCCUAGCACGAGUGGAUUGGUACGAAGGCAUGUAUUCAGGUGCUGACGAGCGGCUCAAACGUGCAACGGCGCUCGUUGAGAGUUAUCCAACAUUCAUAAAACCUGGGUUUGAUGUCGCAUUCGUCAACCUCUUUCACUCGGUUGUGAAGAGAUCCCUGGCUGUUGAGCUCCUCUCAAAGGUACCACGUGGCUACUUCAUGGCAGGGAACGGAACUUAUUUUUUCAAAGAAAUUUUUUCCAAUGCUGGGGCAGGUAGUUCUAGUUGUGAUAUGGAGCUCUCUUCAGUUUCUUCUGGUCUCAAGAAUGCUCAGUGCACCGCUCACUAA
Molecule: messenger RNA, 972 nt
Organism: Penicillium riverlandense
Lineage: Eukaryota; Fungi; Ascomycota; Eurotiomycetes; Eurotiales; Aspergillaceae
Product: tetratricopeptide repeat protein
Exons: 1
Coding region: 1-972 (323 amino acids)
Molecular function (GO): protein binding
Source: RefSeq, a predicted model, not a curated record